AUGGCCAGAUGCCACACAGCCUACAUUGAGAGAUCGCUACACAUGUGUUUUGAGAUGCUGGGCCAUUUUAUUGGAUCCCAUCCAUGGUGGUUCCUGAUCACCCCUCUUAUCCUUUCAGCAAGUCUGGGGAGUGGAUUUUAUUUUCUUGUGGACAGAAUGUCCAACAACAUCGAAGAGCAGUUCACCCCUAUUUAUGGAGAAUCCAAGGUGGAGAGGAGAUACUUCCAAGAAACCUUUCCAGGAAAUGAUUCCAUGUUUUCGAAUUUAAGGCUGAGCACAACUUCCAUUAAGGUGUCAUAUUCCACCUCCAUGUCAAUGCAGUGGGAAUUUGAGAAAUCUCCAGCUUCAGUCGUCUGUUUAUUUUCCAUCACCUAUGCCAUUGCCAUUAUGUUUUCAAUUAUAUCAUGUUGGAGGUUGGAUAAUGUUCGAACAAAGGCAUGGGUGGCGUCCUGUGGGGUGCUCUCCACAGGUCUAGCAGUCCUGACUAGUUUUGGAACACUGUUGUUACUGGGUCAACCUUUUGUCAUGACGGUUGCCUCCUGUCCUUUCAUGAUAUUAGGUAUUGGACUCGAUGAUAUGUUCAUCAUGAUCUCCUGCUGGCAGAGGACCAGUGUUCUGGACAGCGUGCCCGACCGGUUGGCUGAUACCUAUAAGAGCGCUGCCAUCUCCAUCACCAUCACCACCCUGACCAAUGCUCUGGCUCUCGUCCUGGGCUGCAGCUCACCCUUUGCCUCUGUUCGAUCCUUCUGCCUCUAUGCUGCAAUAUCUGUUUGCUUCUGCUAUUUGUACAGCAUCACUUUCCUGGGGGCCUGUAUGGCUCUGAAUGGACAGAGGGAGGCAGAGAACAAGCACUGGUUUACCUGUGCUAAAAUCCCAGAAGACUUACCAUCUGGUAAAUCAAAAGCUUUCAGUAUCUGUUGUGUUGGAGGAAGCUAUGACCGAAUCACUGAAAAGGAGGAAACUGAGCUUGUGAGUCACAUGUUUGAGCAGUUCUAUGGGCCAUUUCUGACCCACAAACUGAUUAAAGUGUGUGUAUUUGUCAUCUACACAGGCUAUCUGGCUGUUAGCAUCUAUGGUUGUUUGGUGUUAAAGCAGGGACUUGAUAUCAGGAAUCUGGCUUUGGAUGAUUCCUACAUCAUCAGUUACUACAACAAUCAAAGGCAGCACUUUUCUGAAUAUGGCUACAGUGUAAUGGUUGCAGUGACCCAUCCCUUUCCAUACUGGGACAAGGACAAACAAGAGCAUUUAUACUCAUGCAUUUCUAAUUUUGAACAUUUGAACUUUGUUAAUAACACAUAUUCUUGGUUUCUUUCCUUUCAACAGUAUGCAAAUGCAACCAAUCUCAACAUAAGCUCUCAAGUAGAUUUUCAAACCCAUCUUCCCCAUUUCUUAGAACUCAACUCCAUAUUUAGACAAGACAUUAAUGUGACCGCAGACAAUCACAUUCUGGCCUCUCGCUUUUUCAUCCAGACCCUCAAUAAAACCACAAUGGACGACAUGAUGACAGGACUCAGGAAAGCAGCAGCAGAAUGUCCACUUGAGCUGCUGGUGUACCACCCAGCUUUCAUCUACUUUGACCAGUAUACUAUCAUUUUGGAGAACACCAUUCAAACUGUCCUGGUGGCUGUCAUUGUUAUGCUAGUCGUCUCACUCAUCUUGAUACCAAAUCUUCUAUGUUCCAUGAUGGUGGCUUUUGCUGUUUGUUCAGUCAUCGUUGGCGUGACAGGAUUCAUGUCGCUGUGGGGUGUAAAUCUGGAUUCCAUUUCCAUGAUCAACCUGGUCAUGUGCAUUGGUUUCUCUGUAGAUUUCUCAGCACAUAUUACUUACUCUUUUGUCUCCAGCCCCAAGAGCGACGUUAAUGAGAAAGCCAUGGAUGCGUUGGUUCGUUUAGGUUAUCCAAUACUGCAAGGAGCUUUGUCCACAGUUCUGGGAGUGGUGAUGCUGUCCAUGUCUGGGAGUUACAUCUUUAGGACAUUCUUCAAAAUUGUGUUUCUUGUGAUUAUGUUUGGGAUUCUCCAUGGCUUAAUGUUUAUCCCAGUGUUUCUGACACUGCUCCACACCUGUGGGAAAUGGCAUUAA
This is a messenger RNA of Monopterus albus (swamp eel), 2079 nucleotides long. It is a transcript of the gene ptchd3b, whose product is annotated as patched domain containing 3b. The coding region runs from base 1 to 2079 and encodes 692 amino acids. Lineage: Eukaryota; Metazoa; Chordata; Actinopteri; Synbranchiformes; Synbranchidae. The transcript has 5 exons. The record is from RefSeq and is a predicted model, not a curated record. Gene Ontology annotation, cellular component: membrane.